Molecule: messenger RNA, 3015 nt
Organism: Nomascus leucogenys (northern white-cheeked gibbon)
Lineage: Eukaryota; Metazoa; Chordata; Mammalia; Primates; Hylobatidae
Gene: RBP2
Product: retinol binding protein 2
Biological process (GO): fatty acid transport
Cellular component (GO): cytosol; nucleus
Molecular function (GO): fatty acid binding
Source: RefSeq, a predicted model, not a curated record
UGCAAUUAGCAACUCCUGUCUUGCCCCCAGCCCCUUCCCCUACCAGGCCAGCUUCUCAUUACACAUUCUCACAGGGGAGGCCUAUGGGGUACUCAGUUGCGGGCAGGAGGGACUGUGGAGGCCUUGAAAUUUGAGCCCGGGAGGAACUAUCUACUUCUCCAGCCCAGGAGGCUGAGUGCUCAUUCUACAGCAGCUUCUGGCUGGACUUCACAGGAUGAAUCUCCAAGGUUUCUUAUCUGUCUACUCCUUCCUCCAUUCAUUUUCCAUUUGUGGUAAAGUUAUUUCUUUCUCACCCCUUACCUUCCCCCAUUGGCCUUUCGACAACAGCUGGGCCAUUUUUCACUCUGUCUUCCUAACUCCAGUGUAUUUACUGAAAGAUAAAUGUGCUGUUUUAUAUCCCUCAUACCACACACAGAGCCAUUUACUUAGAUUUCACAGCACAAGGAUACAUAUAUGAGAGCUGCAGUGUCAUCAUCAAAAUAGGUCUCACUUUGGGAACUCAUGGUAUAUCUGUCUCAGGCCACACCUCCAUUCUUCACAGUCACUUCUCAGACACCACAUCUUGGAAUAGAGUGUCAAAGCAAUAAACUAAACCCAUUUCCCUUGGGACAGCCCAUUUGGAGAACAUUACUGAACCAAGGGUCCUUGUCCAGCUAGGCCCCCACUUUGAUCUAGGUGAUCCUCAGCUUUCCCCUUGGAUCUUAAAACAACAUUCCACUACCCCUCUGCCUCCAUCUGGCCUCCCUCCAGGCUCAGCUUGCUUUUAGCAGAAUCAGGUUCCCAGAAAACACUUUUCUCAUGUCUCACUCUGCUGCUAGGAAGUCCACAGGGCACCUUGCUUCCACAGGGAAGCAAGAGAGAGUUGGGCUCUCAAGUCAGGCUCCAAACCUCUUUCAAAGCUGACCUAGCACACUGUUGAAGAAAAGGAUUUGGAGCCCGACAGAUCUGAGUUUGAAUCCUGGCUCAACCACUUACAAGUUGUGGUUAGACAUGUGAUUUAACCUCCAUGAUCCUUUCUCAUCUGUAAAAUAAGGAUGGUUAAACAUAACUCACAGAGCUCUCGUAAGCUGAAACAAGAUGAAGUAUGCAUGCUGCCUGGAACAGAGUAGAGUAGAGCUCCACAGGUGUGAAUUCUGUCUUUUCAGUUUCACCAGCCUUGCUAUGAGUGCUAGAUUCAUGGCUGAUAGACCCCAGGCUUGAGGCCUGGGUAUUGGUGACCCAUAGUACCUGUGGGGUAGACCCUGGAUGUUUGUUUUCUUCCACUACUGGAUGAAAUGUUCUGUGUGGGACAAGGGGCCCAUGGGGACCCAGCCAGCCAAAAAUGAGCUGCUCUAGGGCCCUGCUUAUGGUGCAGGACACUGGGACACCCACACCUGGCCAUACCAGGACUUUGUUCCUGGGUUACCUAUAGUCUCGCUGAACUUUGCAAAGAAAAGUUCUUUUGAGUUGUGCUUCUGCCCUUUGAACCUGUUAUCUUCAGAGUCACAAACCUGGCCCACUAGGCUAUAAAAGCAGCUCAUUCCAACGCAUUCUCCCUGCAGCCUGCUCCUUGCCAUCCACCACACACCCUCACCAAACCAGCGGCCAUCACCAUGACAAGGGACCAGAAUGGAACCUGGGAGAUGGAGAGUAAUGAAAACUUUGAGGGUUACAUGAAGGCCCUGGAUAUUGAUUUUGCCACCCGCAAGAUUGCAGUACGUCUCACUCAGACGAAGGUUAUUGAUCAAGAUGGUGAUAACUUCAAGACAAAAACUACUAGCACAUUCCGCAACUAUGAUGUGGAUUUCACUGUUGGAGUAGAGUUUGACGAGUACACGAAGGGCCUGGAUAACCGGCAUGUUAAGGCACUGGUCACCUGGGAAGGUGAUGUCCUUGUGUGUGUGCAAAAGGGGGAGAAGGAGAACCGCGGCUGGAAGCAGUGGAUUGAGGGGGACAAGCUGUACCUGGAGCUGACCUGUGGUGACCAGGUGUGCCGUCAAGUGUUCAAAAAGAAAUAAUGGUGACGCGGGAGGCCUGCCAAGCACAAGCUCCCCACUGCCCACACCGAGUGGUCUACUGGCUUUGAGAAGCAGCUGUGGGGACCUUCCCACUCUUGACAGAGCCCCAUUAAGGCAUCUGGAUGGGUUUUAAACAGAACGUGUAUGUAGCAGUGAUAGACAUAUUCCCCUCCUUUGAAAUCUAGCAUUAAAUGGAAAAACAAAAAUUACUCCCAUAUUUUGAAACCCUUUAUAUGGAUCUCCGUUUAUUUCUAGAGCUGUCAGUUUUACCCACAGACAGAAGAGAUGACUGUCUGUGUGGUUUUUGCAUGUUUAUUAAUUUGUUUCAAUUUAUUUUAUUUUGUUUCUUUUUUCUUAGUUUGUUUGUUGGUUUGUGGGGGACAUGGGGGGUGGGAAGGAGGGCAUUUUACCUAGAAACAUUCUGUGGCCAACACGGCGUCUGCUACUGAUUCUUGAACAUCCUCGUCUGAGACUCAUUCCUUUGAAUGCACAUUAUUUCUCCAAAAUUCUAUUUUAGGAUACAUAUGCCUCCCAGUCCCGCACCUUGCCCUGAGCAGCCUGGGCAGAGCUAUUCCAACAGAUCUGCAGUGCCAGCUGCUCUUGGCCCAAGCCAGCCCUCUGUCCAUCAGCCCUGUGCUGCAGAGGGGGUCACUAACCACAGGUCUACUCGGGCUUAGUGUGUAACUUCUCAACUACUACCACAUGCCAGGUGCCGCAAGCUCUGGGGCAGGAGGCCUGAGUUCAAGUUCUGCCCCUUCACUUCUUAGCUGGGUGACCAUGGGCCUGUCAUUUGGCCUCUCUGUCCUCAUUUUCCUCUACCAUAAUAUGGAGAAGAGACAAAACUAUCAUCUCCUCCACUGGGUCACUGUGAGAAUUAAGCAAUUUAAAACAUGCAAAGUGCUUGGAGCGGGCCCUGGUAUGUGGUAAGGAUUCAGUCCCUGUUAGCCCUGGUCCUUCUGCUGAGUUACCCCCUCCACAGUCUCAGGGGUCCUGGUGAGCAGAUGCUAAGUAGAGAUAG